AGAUCACUGUGCUGAAUGCCCGUACAUAUUUUGGAGUAUGGUUACGUUCGUAUAUUGUCCUGGGUGAAAUAAGACAUUGGUUGAAUUAUUGGAACCAUUUGAAAAGUCCUUUAACUGUCAAAAUGCCAAUAUUGAGAGGGUCAUCGGGAAGUGUUUCUACGGUAAAACAAAAAGACUCGGAGCAGACUGAUGGUCGUAAAACCAGAUCCUCAAAAUCCCCUUCAACAUGUGCAUCCUCAAUGCUAAAGGAAUUCAAAACAUCCAGCAAAUUGACCAGGGCUGAAAUACGAUCAUCUGCUGCAGCGAGACUGGCUCAACGAAACAAGAAUAAAUCCGAAAAGGAAACAGGAGCCUCUAAGGAUCAGCAUAUAGGUGAAAUAAAGACCGAGAAUAAGCCCAGAACCUCGGCAUCAACAAAAAAGGGCAGUUCCACCAAAUCAAAUAAAGUAUCAGUAGAUGUGGGUAUAAAGUCCAACAAGUCAGACGAAAAGGAUCAGGAUGAGGAGGAAGACAAUGAAAAUGGUGAGAGAUUGUGGAUAUCGUCAGAGCAGAGAAGCAUCGGUAUGUCCAACAAAGGCGAGAGAGACAACAAGGAGGAUGGGCGUCGGAAGAGGAAACAAAGUCUUGAAGAAAAAGCAGACUCCCAGCAAAACACCCAGCAAGCAAAGAAAAAGAGACAGAAAUCCACUUUUUAUGAAUAUGUGUUAGAGGCAGUACCAUCAAAGAAACCAAGAAGGGAAGAAAGUGUGGAGCAGGUGGAGGAGAAAAUAGAUGCCGAAUCUGGGGGAAGGAGAAGAAGUAAACGAGGAUCCAUUCCUAACACCCUGUACUUCAAAAACUUCAUAGACCCCUCCAAGAAGAUUCCCAGAUUAUCAGAUGUGGAGAGCAAGGUCAUAGGAUCCAGGAACAAACCUGAGGAAGGAAAAGAUACAGAAACUAGACCAAAGAAAUCGGCAGAGACACUCAAGAAGACCCACGGAUUUGAGGCAAGGCCUAGUCUCCAGCAAGACAAAGUAGAGGUGAUCAAAUGGGAGGUGGAGGAGACAAUUGAAGCCGCGGACGAUAGCACGGCAACGGAAAACAAUUUAACUAGCACUGAGCAGCAGGAAAAACACACGGCAGCUGAUGAGGGAGAAAAUGAAGAGGGGAGCAAGUCAAACAGUGAGGUCCUAACUGUGAAUGAAGAUGAGCAGGGUUCCGAUAGAGCAGAGUCGUGUGACACAGAUAAUUUAAACUGCACACUUGAAGAGGAUGGACAUGAUGGAAUGAAAAUGCAGACAGAAUCUGGUGAGGUAGACAGUUCAACAGAAACACAAGAAGAAGAAUCAUCCAGUAAAGAAACAGGGAAAGAAGACGUGAACACGGAUUUAGAAAUAACGAAAUUCUCUGUGGUGUAUGUCAACAAAUUAUUACAGUCACAAAAGAACUCGACACAUGACAACACAAGCGGGAGAAGUCAAAGACCGGAACAACCGGAGAAAGGCUUCAAGAGUGACGGAGAAGAGACAGCUGGUGUCGUGGAAGUGAACUCUCCACAACAGUGCAUUGAAAUACAGGGAGUUACCGAAGAAGUUAUUGCCCCUGUGAUAUCAGAGGUAGGGGGAGCAUAUGCAGAGAUAAUGGCAAUUGGAAGUCGUUAUCUUCCCAGAGAAAGACCGGGGAGAAUUUGUAAACAAGAAGUAGUAAACCUGGUGGAUGAGGAAGGAAACAUUUUGACAAGGAAUGAACCCGACGGACAUAAUUUUUCAAUUGCAUGCACUUCUAAAACUGACCAAGAAGUGGAGGAAGAUGUUGCAGGGUCGCAGAGAGCAAUGACUGUGGCAAUCGUGAAGCCGAAGGAAAAGAGAGAGUCUGUGGAGACAUUAGACAUGUCAGUUCAAGCAGACGAUCUCAGCGAGAGUGAAGAUCAAGAAGUAUCUACCAUAGAAACCAGUUCUGGGAUGGAAAUGGUGCUGAGUGUAAAGUCCUUUGAAGAAAUUCCAAAGACCUCUACCAUUAUCAAGAUGCCAGACGGAAGGUCCUUAACUGUCUCGUCUUCUGAUAAAACAGGAUUUGCCUUACGAUCUCUCCCCAAAAUAAUGAGUUCCAAACAGAGUGCCUCAGUCGCUAAUUCGGAUAUGAAGAGAAUUACCUUGCCUUCCGGAGCGGCAGGUAUGAAGAUUCGGAAUGCUACACCAGAAGUGCUGAACAAAAUAAAAUCACCUCCAGUUUCCUCCGAUGGAGAGGAAGCAGUACAGGAUGCUGGGACUAAUGCUGAAGCAGUCCCCAAGUCUCACACCAUCUGGAAUGCUGUGUACAAGUCCCAAGGAAUAGGAAUGGAUAAUCAGGAAGUAAUUGUAGUAUCUCUCCCCGAGGGUCAGGAAGUGAAGCGGACGUUUUCAGUAGCGCAGAAGAAACAAGAGGAAGUGGCUUAUGAGAGAAAUGCUGACGGAGAAUUUGUAUGCGGUGUGUGUGACUACAAAACCAGCAGGAAAAGCAACUGGUACAAGCACCGUAAAAAGCACAUGGGCCAGAAGAGCCACAAGUGUGAGUACUGUAACUACGUGGCGGCCACCAGCAGUAACCUGAAGCGCCACCAGAACAUCCACUUAGAUGUCCGUGAGCACCAGUGUCUGCAGUGUGGACAAACGUUUCGACAGAAAAUUCACCUGGAGCGUCACAUCAAGUACAAACACGAGGAAAAAUCUGUAAAAUGUCCUCUUUGUGAUUAUGUGUGUGCCAAUGAAAAUCCUGACCUGAAAGUUCAUAUCAAGAGGCGCCAUGUUCCGCAGGAAGAUGACGAAUCUAAGGAUGCCAAGAGCUACACCUGCUCGGAAUGCGGACUGAUGACCUACAGCAAGAAGGAUAUGCGUCAGCACAUGAAAUUCCACAAGAAUGGACCAGAAUUAAAAUUGUUCUGCGAGCAGUGCAGCUUUGUAACAGACUGUGAAAGUCGACUUAAGAGACAUAUGCUGAUUCACUCCCAUGAACGACCAUUCCAGUGUGGACUGUGCGAUUAUCGUGGUUCACAAAAAGAGCACGUACUACGCCACAUGAAAACUCAGCAUCAUAUCAUAGUGGAGAAAAAAAAUAAGAAAGGACUCGAUAUGGAAGAUUCCGAUUCAAAAGACAGCUCUACUGUCGAUAAACAGAAUGAUAAAUCAGAUUACAGUAGCCUAGAGAAGAUCUUUGCGUGUAAUCACUGCUCCAUGAAGUUUUCCAAAUUAAUUAAUCUUUACAAACACUUGCAUGUACAGCACAAGGAGGUUCUUCCGCACGAGUCGGAGGAAUUUCUCUGUGUUGUAUGUGACUUCCGAACCUCCAGUAAGAAGAAUCUUUUAGUCCAUAUGCGGAAACACAACCUCCAGGACCAAGUCCCUCCAUCCCAUGUGUAUUCCUGUGUGCUUUGUCGAUACAUGAACCCUCGAAGACGCAAUCUCUUUCAGCACAUGAAGAAAAAGCAUGGCAUUGAGAUCGUCAUUCGUGAUGAUGGAUCUACAAGUUGUUUUGUGACUGAUAGCCUUCCAGCUAAUGAUGACACUAUCAAUAACAUGUUAACAGUGGGAGACAUUGUCACGACAGCAACAGAAGACGCCCCACAGUUGCAGAUUAUCACGGACGAGGCAAACAUUAGCACACAGAGUGUAAUCAGCAUUGAGGAUUUGGCGUAUGCUGUGUCCCACCCUAAACCCAAUACUCAAAUCAUGAAGGAGGGUACAGUGAAACCCAGAAUUGCCACUGUGGUGAAAGAGCAUGAAGCAGCAGAGGCCAUUGAAGGACUGCAGGCUCUGGCGGGACAGCCUGGAAUUGCUCAUUUUCAUCUGGAUCCACACAAACAAGACAAUAUGGAGACGGAGGUCAUCACCAUGGAAACACCAGGAGAGUUUGUUGAAGAGAGGGAUGUUGAAAAAGAAUCAGGUUAUCAAGUAGCCACUGACCAGUUAAUGAAUUUGUCUACAGGGGACUUUGUUGAAAUUAAUGGAGAAAUGUACAAAGUAGAGAUCAGCACAGAAGAUAACUCAGAAGCCGCUGAGGAGAGUCCAAUAAAGCACAUGACACAGAUAGAGGCUGGCUUAUCUGAGGUUCCGGGAUCUAGUACCAAUCAGAUGGAAUUGAUAAACCUCACUAACAACCAGAUAGAGGUUUCCCUUGUAAAGGAUUCUCGAACAGUUGUUGACCAAAUGCAAAAAACGCAAAUUGAUUCCUCCCAUGCGACAGGAACUGAACCAGAUGAUGGCCAUAAGCAGGUUUCCCAAGUGAAUACAUCAAAGAGUAAACUUGAGGUCCCAAGUCAGAUAGAAUUUGUAGGAACUAAAGCUGAUCAAUCAGUGGACAUGAAGGAAAACUAUGUUGAAAUCUCUCACACAAAAGAAGAAUGUGAUGAAGAAAAAGAAGAUUUGACAAAUGGUAGUCAAGCUGUGACAACAUCUGUUGAUAAAGAUUUAAUGCAAGUAGAGGCAACAUCAGAUCACAUUCAGCAAAGUGAAACCACUGCUUCAGAUGGAAUUGUGACAUCAGAAAUCCUUGACAUUCAAAACAAUGGGGCCAUUGUUACACAUGGAACUUUAACCUCAAUUAAUCAGGAGCUUGUUGACAAAGUUGAGGAUAUGGUCAGAGAAGGCAAUGCUGUCUCACAUCAGAUCAUGGAAAGUUCACAUGUGGUAGAGUUCUCAAGCACGGUCACAGCAGCAACUGGUGAUGACAACAUCAAUCAAAUCCCAGAAUCAGUUUACCCACAAUCCUCAGACACCAAUUUCCAACAGGAAGCAGAAUCUGUUUAUCCACAAUCCUCAGACACUGAUUUCCAACAGGAAGCAGAAUCUGUUUACCCACAAUCCUCAGGCACUGAUUUCCAACAAGAAGCAGAAUCAGUUUACCCACAAUCCUCAGACACCGAUUUCCAACAGGAAGCAGAAUCAAAACCAUCUAUAGAGAUAAGUGAUUCAGAAGCCAUGGCAACAUCCAGUUGAAAGAAAAAUCAUGAUAUACAUGUACUCGCAUUUUUUUGUUGGAUGUGAUGUUUUAUUGAUCUUUUUUGAAAAUUGAAAGUUAGUUCUUAACUUCUAGUUAACAUUGAAAAUGGGAUAUAUUUUGUCACACAAGUUUCAAAAUGAUUUUACUCUAGUAUUUGUUAUAUUCCUGUUUUAAACUAUUCUUAAUACUUUAUAUGUGUCUACAUCAAGUGAACCUUUGGUAAGAGGAAAAUGAUAUUGUGGAGAUUUCAAUGCGAGACCCUUGGAGUCCAUUGUUUGAGGCCCCGUCCACUGAGCUAGUCAGACUGUUACCUGAUAUUAUUUACAUGUGUACUCUUUGAUUGUAUGAGAUAAGAAAUUAGAAUCUAGAUUGUCCUUGAACUCGAUUAUAAAUAUUUAUUUAGUAUUCAAAUAAUUCUGUCAUCUGUUUUUGUUCUGUAAAUGUGGAUAUGUCUGCAUGUUCUUAAUUUAAUAUUCAUUUCUUUGGCAAACCAGUCUGUGGUUUUAAUUAUGUGAUGUAAGCAUCAUCAAUUCAUAAAUUGCAUUACUACAGAAAUAUUAUGCAUGUGGGUAAUUCAUAUGAAAAUCUUGUAAUCGCGUAUUUGUAGUAAAUAACCAGCACAGGUAACUUUCUACAUUUACAGUGCAUGUAUGAUAACUUUUAUCACUUUGUCCACGAUGGUACCAAUUACAUGGCAUGCAUACUCGUAUACAUGUAUAUUACAGAAACUGUAUUAAAAGAUUAAGCUUGAAUUUAAGAUUCUGCAAAUAGUCUUGCACUAACAACACUUUGUUUUCAUAUUUUCACCUUGUAAUCUUUGCUUUAUCAAAACGGAAAGCAAGGACGAGACCGAGAUUUUUAGUGGUGACAAAGAUUAUUGUAAUUCCUCAAAUAUCCAACUGAAUGGUGUAUGUGGACAGAUAUGAGAUAUUUCAAGCUCUGAUAAAAGAAGUGCUCAUCAAGUAACUGUUGUGUAUGUUCUUAUUUUGACAUUUUUAAUAUUUUGGUGCAUUGGAUAUGAUGUACUAUUUAUAAUAAUCAUGAUUCGGUGCUUGUCCUAUGUUGAUGAUAAAGGAAUAGACAUUUUCGUAAUUUGAUUAGCGCAACCAAAAAUUAACAAUCUUGUUUCAAUGCCAAAGAUGUUAAAAAUAUGUAUUCUGUUAAAGUAGAUUCUUAUACGGUAUACAUUUUUAGUAAUGGGUCGUACUACAGUAAAACACUUUUAUAAUGUACUGGCUUAUAGGGCAAUAUAAAAGAAUGGAAUUUCUGUAUAACAAACUCUUUAAUCUGUACGUAUAGGGCAAUAUAAUAGAAUGGGAUUUCUGUACAACAUUAUACAUGUAUGUUAUACAAUGUAACAGUGUUUUACUGUAGUGUCUGUCAACUUCCUCCCUCCCUUCAUCUACCCAAUAUAUGUUAUAAACUAAUCUUAAGUAUUUUAAAGUUUGUUAUUAUAAUAUUAAAAAGUUUAUAUUUUCCUUGGUAGUUAUAUUUUUGACUGAUUCUGUCAAUAAAGAAAGAUUGAUUGUAUCUUCAA
This is a messenger RNA of Ostrea edulis (European flat oyster), 6490 nucleotides long. RefSeq lists its product as uncharacterized. The record is from RefSeq and is a predicted model, not a curated record. Gene Ontology annotation, cellular component: nucleus; cytoplasm. Gene Ontology annotation, molecular function: histone deacetylase binding; DNA-binding transcription factor activity; RNA polymerase II cis-regulatory region sequence-specific DNA binding. The transcript is spliced from 9 exons. Lineage: Eukaryota; Metazoa; Mollusca; Bivalvia; Ostreida; Ostreidae. The coding region runs from base 123 to 4949 and encodes 1608 amino acids. Gene Ontology annotation, biological process: regulation of transcription by RNA polymerase II; cell fate commitment.